AGGCAGUGUUUUGAGUGGUGUGGAGUAUAAAAGCAGCUUCUUCAGUUUGCUCUAGCAUGAGCCACUCUUUCCAUCAACACACAGUCUAAUUGUAAAAUCCAGCAUUUACAAUUUCCUGCUUCAAAAUGGCAUCCAAGAAAGUGUUGAUUGUGUAUGCACACCAGAGCUCUGGCUCGUUCAACUCUGCAGCCAAAGACGCUGCGGUGGAAGUUUUAACUGCUAAGGGCUGCACAGUAGAAGUAUCUGACCUGUAUGCCAUGAAGUUUAAGGCCACUGCUACAGCUGAGGACAUCACUGGAAAAGUUAAGAAUGCAGAUUACUUCUGUUACGGAGAGGAGACCAAACUGGCAUGGGAGGCAGGAAAGCUUACUGCUGAUAUCACUGAAGAACAACGCAAACUCACUGAGGCUGACCUCGUCAUUUUUCAGUUCCCCAUGUACUGGUUCACUGUUCCUGCCAUCAUGAAGGGCUGGAUGGACCGGGUGCUCACAUUGGGCUAUGCCUUCACCCACGAGAAGCGCUACAGCCAGGGAAUCUUCAAGGACAAGAAGGCCAUGCUCUCCUUUACCACUGGGUCUCAGGAGUCCAUGUUCAGUGCAAAUGGCAUCAAUGGAGACAUGAAUGUCACCCUUUGGCCACUGCAGAAUGGUAUCCUGCAGUACUGUGGCUUCCAGGUCCUGGCUCCUCAGAUCUUCUGGGCCCCGUCUCACGUUCCCUCUGAGGCACGCGGUACCAUGCUGGAGGACUGGCGCACACGCAUGCAAGGCCUCCUGGGAGAAAACCCACUUGCUUUCACUCCCUUGGACUGCUUGAACGACAUGAUGUCCAUCAAGCUCCUGUUGCGAAAGAUUUUACUGAUUGACACACACUAAACUUAGAUCAAAGUUAACUAUUCACUGAAGUUUCCUAACGUUGACCCUUUCAAGCUAAAUAAAUUAUGUGGUCAUGACCCUUGACAAAAUGAAUCAGUAACCCCUUUAUUUAAACACUGUCCACCCUAUGUGAUUUUGACCUAAUUCUCCCUUCGCCAAACUACUUUUAUGCUUUGAUCUUAGUUGCCUACAAAUUUCAAAAUAUGCGUCUUCGUAUAAUGCCUUUCUAGCUCUGCACAUUUUUGUCCCAUCUCUAGAAUAGUAUCCUCAUUCUGAUCCUUCAGAUCUGCCUGGCCUCUUGGGAGAAACGCCCCGCUCCUUCCCUCUUUAUGGGGAGAAUCGUUUCCAGCUGAAACUCAUUUGAAACCUGUUGAACAAAGAAUUUGCUCUGAUAGUGGGAACUUGCACCUGGGGAAGCCAUUCAUGCCCCACAGAUCAAAGCUGGAGGGUUGUGAUGAGCGGUAUUCUUUGUGGAUCUGUAACAGGGAUGCAACUUUUUUUUUAUUGGGGAAGUUUUGACUUAAAUGUUUGGGUGGGCUGAAUUGUGUGCACUGUUUUGAACAAAUCAAUCGUCUCGCAUGCUGUCUGGCUGAAGUGUUCUACCGUGUAUACAGACAUGCUGACGACCAAAGAAACUGCUUGCAAGCAGGUUUGGGCUCCACACAGACGCUUUUCCCAGAGAAGCAGCUUUUGUUUGGGUAUGGAGGAAAUGAGAUGGGGGAGGGGCAGGGGGGCCACACUUGAGGAAAUGGCAUUGCACUCUGAUGUCCAGAGCACAGCUUGUGACAUGUAGGAACUCAACGGUGUGCAUAUUUCACAGCUGAGGUUUCCCAAGGUCAAUGUUUGUUUGUGUGCAGUCAGGUCCAGUUUCAUAAUAACCUGUCUCUGCAGCCGGAACAAUGUUAAU
Molecule: messenger RNA, 1779 nt
Organism: Gymnodraco acuticeps
Lineage: Eukaryota; Metazoa; Chordata; Actinopteri; Perciformes; Bathydraconidae
Product: ribosyldihydronicotinamide dehydrogenase [quinone]-like
Exons: 6
Coding region: 126-872 (248 amino acids)
Cellular component (GO): cytosol
Molecular function (GO): NAD(P)H dehydrogenase (quinone) activity
Source: RefSeq, a predicted model, not a curated record